UCGGCGUUGCCCGAGGCGCCGAGAGUGGUAUGUUCCUCUCGCUGCCUCUCCCUCCUCCGCGGCCCUCCCCGCCGGUGGUAGGUGCCGGAAGUGCCGCCAUUUUGGGGUGUUCUGCUCUGGCGGCAGCGGCAGCGGCGGCGGGACGCGGAGGCUCCCCCGGGACUCGGCCUCAGUAGCGAGGCGGCGGCGGCUGCGGAGGUGCAGGCAGCAGCUGAGGCGGCGGCGAGCUCAGGUGCAGCCGCUGCUCAAAGAAAAUGAACGGCACCCUGGAUCACCCAGAUCAACCAGAUCUUGAUGCUAUCAAGAUGUUUGUGGGCCAGGUUCCGAGGACCUGGUCUGAGAAAGACUUGAGGGAACUCUUCGAACAGUACGGUGCUGUCUAUGAAAUCAAUGUCCUAAGGGAUAGGAGCCAAAACCCUCCUCAGAGCAAAGGGUGCUGUUUUGUUACGUUUUACACCCGUAAAGCUGCAUUAGAAGCUCAGAAUGCUCUCCAUAACAUGAAGGUCCUGCCAGGGAUGCAUCACCCUAUACAGAUGAAACCUGCAGACAGUGAGAAGAACAAUGCAGUGGAAGACAGGAAGCUGUUUAUUGGUAUGAUUUCCAAGAAGUGCACUGAAAAUGACAUCCGAGUCAUGUUCUCUUCAUUUGGACAGAUUGAAGAGUGCCGGAUACUGCGGGGCCCUGAUGGCCUGAGCCGAGGUUGUGCAUUUGUGACUUUUACAACAAGAGCCAUGGCACAGACGGCUAUCAAGGCGAUGCACCAAGCACAGACCAUGGAGGGUUGCUCAUCGCCCAUGGUGGUGAAAUUUGCAGAUACACAGAAGGACAAAGAACAGAAAAGAAUGGCUCAGCAGCUUCAGCAGCAGAUGCAGCAAAUCAGCGCAGCGUCUGUGUGGGGAAACCUUGCUGGUCUGAAUACUCUUGGACCCCAGUAUUUAGCACUCCUUCAGCAGACUGCCUCCUCUGGGAACCUCAACACCCUGAGCAGCCUCCACCCAAUGGGAGGGUUAAAUGCAAUGCAGUUACAGAAUUUGGCAGCAUUAGCUGCUGCAGCUAGCGCAGCUCAGAACACACCAAGUGGUACCAAUGCUCUCACUACAUCCAGCAGUCCUCUCAGCGUACUCACCAGUUCAGGGUCCUCACCUAGCUCCAGCAGCAGCAACUCUGUCAACCCUAUAGCCUCCCUUGGGGCCUUGCAGACAUUAGCUGGAGCAACGGCUGGCCUCAAUGUCGGCUCUCUGGCAGGGAUGGCUGCUUUAAAUGGUGGUCUGGGCAGCAGCGGCCUUUCCAAUGGCACCGGGAGCACAAUGGAGGCCCUCACCCAGGCCUACUCGGGGAUCCAGCAGUAUGCAGCCGCAGCACUCCCCACACUCUACAACCAGAAUCUGUUGACGCAGCAGAGUAUUGGUGCUGCUGGAAGCCAGAAGGAAGGUCCAGAGGGAGCCAACUUGUUCAUCUACCACUUGCCCCAGGAGUUUGGAGAUCAGGACCUGCUGCAGAUGUUUAUGCCCUUUGGGAAUGUCGUGUCUGCCAAGGUUUUUAUAGACAAGCAGACAAACCUGAGCAAGUGUUUUGGUUUUGUAAGUUACGACAAUCCUGUUUCGGCUCAAGCUGCCAUCCAGUCCAUGAACGGCUUUCAGAUUGGCAUGAAGCGGCUUAAAGUGCAGCUCAAACGGUCGAAGAAUGACAGCAAGCCCUACUGAGCGUGCUCCCCUCUGAGACUGGAGUGAGAGGGUCUUCUGAUUCCUGCCGUUUGUUCAUCGUUGUGCCUAAAGCAUGUCGAUGUGGCGUCAAGUACAUCGUCCAAAUCCCUGUCUCUUCAGCUUCUCUGAUGCUUGAACUCUCACCUUUGACCUUGUGUUGACCUUUGAUGCUGACGUGUAUUUUUAUUAUGUUUGUUUCUUUUCUUUGUUUUUUCUUUCUUUUGUUUUUGUUUUUUGUUUUUUUUUUCCCUUUUGUGCUGCCAAAUUGGUUUUGCUAGAACGACUGCUGAAGGGGAAAUAUUUAAACUUGCAUUUGAAUAUUAAAAAAAAAAAAUCUAUUUUUCUAGAACUUCAUAAGAUAACCACUUGAUUUUGUGAUUCCAAUUCUUUGUAACUGUCUUCAGAGCAGCCCUGCUAGCACAUACCGCGUGGUGUUUGUAUUUCUGUGAACCCACAGCCAGUCCGUUUCUAGGCUUCCUUUCUCUGUGUGCUUAGUUUUAAAGACAACUUUGAAGUCAACAAUGAAAUAAAAGAUGUCACUAAAACCUUUGAGGCUCCUGAGCACAUUUUGCUGAUAGAGUUUGUGGGGCUUGAGGGGACCGCAUGUGUUGUUCUGGGUUCUGUUUUUCUGAGUUCUCAGCUGCAGAAAACACCUGAACUCCCUCCUGUCCUUUUUGACCCUCAGGCUGCAGUUUGGGCCCCCACCUGGCCCAAUUGCUUUUUCUUUGUAGUUCUUCCCAAGGGGGAGCCUUCAGGCCCCUCUUGCCCCUUCCCCGCCUGCGCCCCUUCCAUGCUCGUCCCUACAGUCUCCACAGCAAAAUGUGAUGCUUUGGUUUAUUUUAAUUUUUUUUUCUUUUUUUCUUUUUGGUUUUGGUUUUGUGUUCUUGUUUUGAGUUUUUCCUUUCCUACUAAGAUUAUGCCCAGAAAAAACAGGAUUUGCAUGUUUCCUGCUGUUUCUUCACACCUUCGUAUCUAUCACCUUCACCUCUCUGUUUUCUAUAGUUUGUGCAAAAACUGACCCGUUUAAAGGGGUUUCAAAGAAGCUGUUUUAAAUUGUUGUAGGGUUUAUCACCCCCCAAGAUUGUAUUGUUUUAUUUUGAGGUGGCAGCAUUCUCCUCUGUUGCCCUUAGAGUGUUUGCCUGUGCACUUAGACUGUCACUCCAUGUGGCCUCCAGGAGGCUGGCUGUGAGGGGGCACAGAGAGGGUAACCCAGAAGGUGGCUGAGGGUGGAAAAGAAGCUUAGCACAUUAGGGGUGUGAGCACCCCUCAGCCCAGAGGAAGGAGGGCGCUCGUAACCACUUGUAGCUGGGCGCUAAGCGGCAGUCCACCUGCUGGUGCUUUUCCUCGGUGACAAGCACAAUAUUACAGUCUUUACACUGUUUACAGCCCUGGGCCCCAGACACCCCACUUGGCACUUCAUCAUGGCUGGCUCUGCUCUGGAAUGGCUAGAGGUGUGGGGUAAGGGCAGGGAUUUGGUGUUUUAAUUAGGUGAAGAGCCAAAUAGCUACUGUCCCUGGGGCCAGGCAAGCCAGCUCCUGGGUUCUUACGAUACUGUCCAGCCUCAAAGUCUUGGGGACUUGAGUAAGAAUAAGAAGGGCAGGGGUGGAGAGGGCAGAGGAGCUGAGAGACCCUGAUGGAUCUGUGGAGGUGAGAGGUUGAGAGGUAGGAGCUAAUGAUUGGUCCCACCGAGCCCUAAGCUGUUGGUUGGUGGGAGAACUAGAAAGUAAGCUGCCCUGAUUGAUUGUCCAGGGAAGGAUGGAGAGUUGUAGUGGAGGAGUUGGGGUGGGGAAGGUAGAAUACUGUUUAGCACCUUCUUCCUGGGAUUGGUGAAGGAAAAAGGGGUCCUGGCAGAAUUUCUGCUCUGGGACAAGCAGGUUGCCUAGGACAAUGCUGGCGGCCACCCUUGACUUGAGGAGAAGGGCUGCCACAUGGAGGUCCAGGCUAUGGUAGGCUGCUCAGUUUCCCAGCGGGGUGAUGGGAUGGAAAAAGACCAGCAUCCCCAGCCCUAGUGAGACUGCUGUGCACCCCACAGUCUGAUUGCACAGAGCCGCCUCUGUUGGCAGAAGGCGCUGAGGCCCCCCUUCCUGUGUAUUGAGAAUCCGUGUUUGCCAAUCUAUUUUGCUUUCAAUUCCAAGAGGAGCUCUGGGAAAACCUGUGGAUAAAACCAAAUGCCAAACGUUGGACACUGUUCCUUUUCCUUUUCUGAUUGUUUUAAUUGUUCUGUGGUGGUUUUAAUGGAUUUGAGACCCUGGAGCGGCAGCUGCCUUUCUGAUUUCCAGCUGCUUUUUGUGAAUAAUUUAAAAAGAAAAAAAAAAAAAGAAAAAAAAAAGAAACUUUACAUUUUGAAGACAAACCUGUGUGAGUUUUUUAUUGGUACAAACGUUGUAUUUAACACUAGGGGUUUUGUACAGUUUUUUGCCUUUUCUACUAGAAAACAAUGUAAAGUGAUUUCACAAUGUGAAGAGAAAAAACAAUUUGCCACUAUGACCAAACGCACAGUCUGUUCUGCAGCAGCACCAACGGGAUUCAAUCAGCUCAGUCGUGACUCAGCUGUAGAAACGCUUUUCCUUACCUUGUUUGAGCUUUUCCUUUCUCUCCUGUUUUGAUUUGAAAAAAAAAAAAAAAAAAAUGUCUUUUUUGUGUGAACUUGUGUUGUACUCUGUAGAAAAUUAUGGAUUUUACUUUAAUGGUUUUUUUAAAAAAAAAAAAAGGCAAGAAGAGCCUUUGUCGCUUUUCUGACUUGAUCACAGAGUUUGUGUAGUGGAUUUAAAAAAAAAUGUUACAAGUUUGGAGCAAGGGAGUAUGUGUUUAGAAGGAAUCGCCUUCCUUUUUUGUGUGUUUUUCCUUUUGUCCCAGUGGGAAACCUAAAUCUGUUUUAAUUGCACAGACACACGGACAAAAAGUCAUUUUGUAUCUGCCAAGUGUGGUACCUUUCUUUGUUUAUUUGCUAUUAAACUGUUUGAGAAGAA
This is a messenger RNA of Chrysochloris asiatica (Cape golden mole), 4672 nucleotides long. It is a transcript of the gene CELF1, whose product is annotated as CUGBP, Elav-like family member 1. The record is from RefSeq and is a predicted model, not a curated record. NCBI's taxonomy places the organism in Eukaryota, Metazoa, Chordata, Mammalia, Afrosoricida, Chrysochloridae. The transcript is spliced from 14 exons. Gene Ontology annotation, cellular component: ribonucleoprotein complex; cytoplasm; nucleus. Gene Ontology annotation, biological process: regulation of alternative mRNA splicing, via spliceosome; mRNA splice site recognition. Gene Ontology annotation, molecular function: mRNA 3'-UTR binding. The coding region runs from base 255 to 1703 and encodes 482 amino acids.